AUGGACAUGGAAAUGGCUAAUUUACUAGUUGAUGAUCGAUACAUUUGUGGAAUAUGUAAAAAAUUAUUUAUUGAACCUUUGUCAGCGGGAUGUGGUCAUCGUUAUUGUAAAAGAUGUGUUGAAGGUCUUAUAAAUUCAACUGAUCAAAAAUGUCUGGUUUAUAAUUGUCGUCAACUCUUACUACCAACUGAAAUUAUUUUUGACGUAGGUUUCAAACGUGAAAUGGAAGCAUAUGAAAAAUAG
Messenger RNA from Didymodactylos carnosus, 243 nucleotides. The record is from the annotation of a GenBank genome assembly. NCBI's taxonomy places the organism in Eukaryota, Metazoa, Rotifera, Eurotatoria, Philodinida, Philodinidae.